Molecule: messenger RNA, 3434 nt
Organism: Xenopus tropicalis (tropical clawed frog)
Lineage: Eukaryota; Metazoa; Chordata; Amphibia; Anura; Pipidae
Source: RefSeq, a predicted model, not a curated record
GUUUUUUUUCCCCCCUUGCAGUCACAGAUGGAUGAAGGGAGCUGGGCAUAGACGCUCUACACACCCUGACCUCUCAGUGCAGGCACCAUGUUGCUUACAGUGACACCUCUGGAAGAUCCUGGGCCGCCCUCUCCAACUCCACCUCCUACUGCACCAAAGCCCUCCAAAGACAAUGCCCGGCUCCAGCGCCUUUUACGCAAAGCUGCAAAGAGGAGUGGCCUGCAGCAGCCUUCCUCACAACCCCCUAAAUCCUUCCGCUCCACCCUCUCGCCUGUCAAUGAAGGGGACCUGGAGAGCCCUGAACCUGUAUCGCCACAUAAAUUUGUUCCUCCACCACUUAAUCUGCCGCCGCGCUUCCAGAUUCGCCCAAUGACCCACCGAGUGCCAUCGCCUUACCCAAAGCAACGCAGCUUCACAUUCACCAUCAGCGAGCAGCAGAGUCUGAGCCACUAUCUGACUUCUCCACCACCUCUGGAAACACCCUCACCCCGCCCUACAGGAUCCAGUACUCCUAUUCCAUUCUCAGAGGGGGCCUGCACCCCACUUCCUAGCACCACUGGGGUGCAAUUAAAAGAGUCCAGUUACCAUGACAGCUGUCUGCAGUUCUCCCCAGGAUUCACUGAUUCCCUUCCCCAAUCAUCUGUCACGCCCUCCUCCAACUCUGAGAAUCGGGUCACCACUACGCUAAUCCUGCCUGUGACAAAGCCAAAAAGGCCAGGACCUUUGGUAGUGUCCAAACCCACAGAAGAACUAAACAAUGUGCAGAUUUUCAGAGGGGCCACAAAUACAGAAAGUAUUAAAUGCAUCUCAGGAAACAAAGAAGUAGCCAUUGAUGGUUGCCACCCCAAAGAAACACUACCAGAACCCCCCUUAAAUAAGGAAGAUGCCUCGGAUAAACCAGGUUGUUGUUCAUCGAUCUCAAAGACGGUGCUACAGUUAGAAGUGCCUUCCAUUCAAGUGACCAUGGAGAAUGAUGAGUCCAUCUCUAUAGGAACAGUGGCAAAGGAGGCUCCGCGGCUCACCUUAUCUACUGGACUCAGGGAAACAGAGAUACCAGGUGGCGCCCUCCCUUCCCAGUGUGCUGUAAAUGCUCCUAGAGACUCCUCCUCAGCCGUGGGAGCCACAUCCAGUCGGACAGCUUCUAAAGUAACAGUUUCACCUAAAACUGCCCAAAUUACAGAGCCGCCAUUACUCCCAAAAAAAGAGGUAAUGACCCUCUUAAAAAACCCAGAUAGACCAAAGGCACCAAGAAAAAAGCCCGGAGGAGGCUGGGCAAGGCUAGUGAAACACCUAACUGUGGAACCCGAGGAACCUAAAUUCCCUGAACAGCAGCAAGCGGAGGUGACAAAUGAGAAACGGAGCGGGGAUGAGGGUUUAUCCAUAGAGGCAGCUCCACAGAGCCGGACCUCCCGGGCCAACAAGAUGUGGGAUGCCCUUUUAUAUCACAUGGCCACAUCCACCAAAGGGCAAGAGAAGCCAGGAACUGAGAUUGCACCCCAGUUACCCCUUCUGCGCUCACGUUUGCCUCUCCUUUUGCACCGGCCCAGAUUUGAUGCUCGCAAGUUAAAGGAGGCGGCCUCCCGGCCUUUACGGAGAGUAACGGCUUUCUUUUGCAGGAGGAUCAGUGAAAACAAGCCGCCACCAGCUGCCACCUUCAACAGAACGGCAUCAGGGUGGAGCAUACACAAGGAGGAUACAGAUAAAAUAGAAGGGGAGGCAGGAGAGAAGGAAGGAGAUGUCCAGGAAUGAGAGACUAAUAAAGGCCAUUUGUUCCAUUAUAAAUUCUGGACAAAAUAUGUAACCAUUUUAGUCUCAUUAUGCCCUAAUCUCCACAUACACUCAACUACGCUGCAUUCAUCUUUGGCCCAGAUAAAUAUGAUAACACAAGCAAGGUCUAGGAUAGCAGUCGUAUGAAACAGUUACUGUUAUAACCACUUCAGAGCUAUGCUACACCAAUCAGAUCAUCAGACCAGAGACUGGCUGCUUGCAGUUCGCAUUGCUGCAACCUAUCAGUACGGGACAACAGUAGGAGCACCUUGCUCGCUAUUCCCAAGCAUGCCUCAUUGACCCUUAUCUUCUAAAACCCUCAGUGAGUAGCUUCACAUUGAAAACAAAUUUCCACUAGCCGUUGGCUACAAAUGAACCACCAAAUUAACUGGUUUAAACAAGCAAGGCUUAAAGAGCAUCCACAUAUUGAUGGAAUGUUUCCAUAAUAUAGGUUAAUAGUAGUAAUUACCCCUUUACCAGUGGCUUACCUACCAGAGGGUAUGGAGUACACCAGGCGUGUUACACCACUGCCCUCCACCGAUAGCAUUGUCCCCACUCUACUUAUCAAUUGCCUAUGCAGUUACUAGAAACUCUUGGCCCUAUGGCCUCCUUAUUCAUGAACUUCCAAAACACUAGUCAGCACCUGUUUAUCUCAGCCCCUCUCUGCACCAAUACAAGAGGUCCCAUUAAUACCUGUGCCCACUGAGACUUUUCCUGGUACCCAGGUGGGCCAAUCCAACACUGCUUGGCUGGCACUAAAGUGAAUAGGUUGGAAAGCUACUGGGCCACAACUACAAUUCAACUACUGGUAAAUUGAUUGAGGUGUAGUUUAGAAACAACUAGAACCCCUCCACCCCAUAGGUCUAUUGUGAUGUUAGUUUAAUAUCAUCACAUUUCCAUUUUCCCAUUUGGGUUUUUUAACACAUAUUUAUGUAUUGUCCUAUAAUUCAGAACUGUUUUUUUGGCUUUGCAUAAACAUUUCUGCUUCUAAAGUGCUAAAGAGUUUUGCCUGAAGAGUAUUCUAGAUACUGUAGCCAUUGCUGGUGAAUUUAUUAUUACUUGCCUGCCUUAUAGAACAUGUCUCGUUGUCAGAAAAAGUGACAAAACUGUUGUUUGUUGGCAGAAAGGAGUAGGAUAGAAAUCCCAUGAUUACCAGGAAAUACGUUUCCCGUGUAGGCAGGAAGAAAUGACUAUACUUUUUUCUAACCCUACAUCUACCUAGGUUUAUAGGUUUAUAGUAGAAAUGAAACCCCUGAUUAGUGUAACUUUAAUAUACAGGUUUACAAGACAGAUGCUGGUAUAAGGAACAGAAAGUGAAAUUGAAGAUGAGAAAGUGUAUAAAGGGCUAGAAGAAGGGACUUAUAAAGUGAACCCAUCUUACCUUCUCAAGGGUCCUCCACAUAAACCUUCUCGUAUUUCCCGUGUCCAGCUAGAACAAACUUGUAUUUCUUACUAGCGCUCAGACUCUGGGGGAGGGACAGACAGAAAGUAAGGUCAGAAUCAGGGUGCAACUGGGAUGUCAUACUCAAGUAAUGCACUUCCUGAGGACUUUGCAGACCAUAGAAAGGCUUGCUGUGGUAUCCAGCUAUAUGUCUUCCAAACUUGGCCCUAACCAUGUACUGUGACAUUGAAACAGUAUUUAUAAUAAAGUGCUAGCACACAGUGUG